CCUCUUCCCCUGCGAAUCUAUCCUACACGCGCGGAUAAAACGCCCGCACGCGCAUCGCCACCACCAGAGAGCCGAGCCUGAGACCACCAGCCGGUCGCCAACUUUUGCCUUUCGCCCCCAUCAUCACCACCCCCGUCGCCCCUCCCUCCGCCGCCGCUAGCCUUUUCGCUUCCAAGCUUCCAUUCCGUCCAUCAUCAGAUGGGCCAUCUUCUCCUGCUCCUCCUGGCCCUCCUCCUCGCUUCCACCCGCGCCGCCGCCUUCCACGCCAGCGCCGCCGCCUUCGCCGAGGACAAGGGCAUCGCCGGGAUCAGGGGCGUGAUUGGGUCGAGGCCGCCGAGCUGCGCGGGGCGGUGCAGGUCCUGCGGGCACUGCGAGGCCGUGCAGGUGCCCAUUUCUCCGCAGGAGCUGGGGAAGAGGAAGAAGAGGAGGAAGGAGCUUGGGCGCCAUGGCAGCCGGGCUGCUGAAGCCGGUGGUGGUGGUAGGAGAGCAAUGCCGUCCUCCUACGACGACCACUCCAACUACAAGCCGUUGAGCUGGAGGUGCAAGUGCGGGCGCUUGAUACUGACCCCAUGAACUGCAUGAUAUAGUAUAUAUAGUGAUCUUUUGGGGUUUUCUUGGUGGGUCUUGUUUGACUUUCUUGUGCCACUGGGGGUGGUCGUCGGUCCUUUUGUCUGUCUGGUUGGUUCAUGUUGACCGUGGAUGAUGAAAUCUUGAGGAACUCGGCGUCAUUGGUUCU
Triticum dicoccoides is the source of this 736-nucleotide messenger RNA. Its product is annotated as EPIDERMAL PATTERNING FACTOR-like protein 2. The coding region runs from base 199 to 573 and encodes 124 amino acids. The record is from RefSeq and is a predicted model, not a curated record. The transcript is spliced from 2 exons. Lineage: Eukaryota; Viridiplantae; Streptophyta; Magnoliopsida; Poales; Poaceae. Gene Ontology annotation, biological process: guard cell differentiation; stomatal complex development.